Messenger RNA from Pseudoliparis swirei, 2829 nucleotides. It is a transcript of the gene rasl10a, whose product is annotated as RAS-like, family 10, member A. The coding region runs from base 72 to 683 and encodes 203 amino acids. Gene Ontology annotation, molecular function: GTP binding; GTPase activity. The record is from RefSeq and is a predicted model, not a curated record. The transcript is spliced from 3 exons. Lineage: Eukaryota; Metazoa; Chordata; Actinopteri; Perciformes; Liparidae.
UUCUGGACGGUCACAUCUGUCGUCGUCGUCGUCGUCGUCGCUGUCCAUGGUGCUGAACUCGUGCUCCAGGAAUGGUGGAGACGCUGAGUAUCGCAGUCAUCGGUGCUCCCGGAGUGGGGAAAACUUCUAUAAUCCGCCAGUUCAUCUAUAACGAUUUCUCGGAGGUGUACACGCCGACCAGGACCCGGUAUGUGUACAGACCCUCCGUCAUCCUCAACGGCAUCAUGUAUGAGCUGAAGAUUCUGGACGUCCCGCCAAUCUCCUCCUUCCCCUCCAGCUCCAGUCAGGAGUGGCUGGAUUUGCGCUGCAGAGGUGUCCGCAAUGCCAACGCCUACAUCCUGGUGUAUGACAUCUGCUGCGUGGAGAGCUUUGAAUACGUCAAGAUGAUCAGGCAGCAAAUAGUGGAACACAGGGAAGGCAGCAGCAGCGAGGUGCCGAUCCUGGUGGUGGGCAACAAGAGAGAUCUGCAGCGGCAGCGGUUCAUGCCUCGCAGGGCGGUGUCCGUCCUGGUGAAGAAGACCUGGAAGUGUGGUUAUGUGGAGUGCUCUGCCAAGUUCAACUGGCACGUGGUCCUGCUCUUCAAAGAGCUGCUGGGCAUCGCCGUGUCACGAGGCAUGCGCCAGAACCACACCGCCAUCCGGCUGCAGGGGGCGCUACAGAGGAACCGCUGCACCAUCAUGUGACCCCGAGAGCUCUCUCCGGCCCUCUCGCCUCAGGAGUGGAACGGAAGUGGAGAAUAAAAUAACUUUAUCUAAAUGGCUGGAAAAAUACCCUGUGGCCUCCUGCUUUACUGAGCUGAUUUUUCACAAGGAGGUUUAUUAGUCUCUUGCGCUGUAAAAGACACUCAAAUGUCACACAUGGUCAUCCAACCACUUCCUCGUCAGAUUCUGCCAAAUGUGUAAAUGAAAGGAAGGAGGUGGGAGAGAACGCAGUGGGAACCAAUACAACUAGCAUAGCACAGUAGUUCUUUGUCACAUCAAGACAGCUACUCACUUGAGGCUGUGCUUCCCAAAUGAUCCAGCGGCAGGUCUUCUUGAGGGUUGCCUGUUUGUGAGGCUCAAACCGGAGAGGCAGCAAUAUCAUGGAGUCUUCCAUUGGAAUGUGUAAUAUUCAUUAAGGUCAACAACAGACGCUCAUAUCUGACUUAUUAAAAUGGUCUUUGUGGGUUAGUGGGGAAGAUGAUGAGAAUCAUUUGGGGCAAAAAAUAGUCAAUGCUUCACUUCUGGGGGGGAUUAUCCGACAGCAUCCACUCAUUAUGAGAUGGAGUUUAAUUUUAGAUUCUGAAAAGUAGCCUGCAUUUAUUUUUGUCCCCGUUUCAAAAUUGGCCGACGGUGAAAGCUGUUUGUUCAGGCAAAAGGGUUUUUAAGGUUGUCUUGCUACAGAAAAUGCUGCAGUCCCUUUUGUGAUGUACAGUGGGGCUUUAAUCUCCCCCCCCCCCCCCCCACACUCAGUGUCUGUUUCUGAUGAAUACAUUAAAUCCAGGGAACUGGCGACCUGCAGGAGGCUGCAGAGCCUGAAAAUAGAACCUGUGCAUGCAAUUUGGAUGUUUAUAUGUGUGUGUGUGUGUGUGCGAGAGAGAGAGAGGGAGGGAGGGAGAGACAGGGAGACAUGAUUGAUAGCUGACAUUCAGGCAAGCAAAGGACAGACAGCAAGAUAAGAGAUCAAUGUCGAUACUGGAUUAUGAAGGAGCAAUACAAUCUCACGGUGAUGUCCUGGCUGACUAUAUGUACCCCCACAUUAUAUUAAAAAUGCCUCACAUAUAGUAGAUGUUAUCCACUCCUAGAUAUCCUGCAGAAAUAAGGAGGCAGAGCUUAAUGAUUUCCACAAAACACGAGUGAAUCACAGACACGGGAACCUGAAUAAAGCUUUCAUAUCAGUAUAUCUGAAUAGUAUCAGAAUUGGUCAUGUUGUGAGAUUAACAGUUGCUUAUUCAUAUGAUUAGGCUCAGUUAGUUUGUGAACAGGGCUGAACGUAAGCAGACCUAUUGUAGAUAAGUGAUUCAUGGAGUUAUUGACUUGCAUGUUUUUGUUGGUAGAGCCAGCGGGUCAGGAUUUAAUUGCACUGAUGUGAACAUUUGAUAUUGUGUUUAAUUUUUGUAAUACCUGUUUUUCUGACACUGUAAUGAGCAGCUGCGUGGAGUGAAUGUAGUUGUCGUUCACUGGCAUGUGAUGUGAACACAAGCUCAUGAUUUUUCUCCGAGAUGUAGUGUUGAACCCUUCAAUCAGGGCAGAUGGUGUUUGUUUUUUUCUAGUAAAAAAAGAAAAGAAAGAUAUACAGUAUGUAGCAGCAACUGUGUGUAGCAUGAGUUCUCAUCAGUGUGUCUGUGUGCGUGUUUCCAAAUAAAAAGGGCUACUGUUUUUUAUCAGGAAUAUUACUUGUUUUUAUUUUUACUGUAAUGUUACUGUGAGUAAUCCUGUUUUUUUAUUAUAUUAAAUGCAUUUGAGCACAGCAACCUUACUCUGUGACUUUACAAUCCUGUAAUACAAUUGCGUCACAUUGGGAUCAUUUGGACAACAUUGCCACCCGGUGGUAAAGCGAUGCUAUCAGCAGCCAGUCAGAGACAUCAAGCAUUGAACCCAUUGCAGUUAUUAGAUGUUUACAAUGCAUUGUGUGCACUCAACAUGUAGGGUGGCAGAGUGAUAAUAAGAUUCAAUAAUAUACUGUGAAAGCAAAUAAUAAAAUGAACUGAGUAGUUAAUCUCCCUCUCCUGUGCCCAUAUUAAAACCAGUUAUGGAGUCGAGGUCAACACGUUGUUAUUGUGCCCUUAUCAAUCCCCUUCACCAUAUCUACGGCCCUGCCUGCAAAUGCGUGUGUGGUCAUUUUGAUUAA